CGCACAUAAAAUCGUUUAUCGUUUAUCGUCGAAUGACUUCGAGUCAAGACGGUCCGUACCGGUAGGGAAGAAGAUAAUUAUAAGCUUAAGCUUAUCUACGUAUGUUACUCCCACAAUAUUUGUUAUUUUAGAGCGCAAGAUCUCGCAAGGCUGGCCACCGAGUGACCAUUCUCCUACCCCCUUCUCAACAUCAUGGUUAAACUACUGAGUAUAGCAUUAGGCUUCUUGAGUCAGCCUUUCACCCAUCUUUCCCAGCUAUUGUUCUUAGUUGAUCCUGUCCGGGUAAACAAUGGCCAGGGCCGCCAGGUUAUCACCUCAGAGCUCUCCAACUCUAUCCAGGAGACCCUCGAUACUUGGAACAUCACUGGACUGUCUGUCGCAGUUGUCCCGAGGUACGGCGAACCGGAAUUUCAUUCAUGGGGAAACAUGACGGAGGAUGGGGACAAGACAACAGAAGACACAUUAUUCCACAUGGCGUCUGUGUCCAAGGCUUUCUGCGCGAGCGCUAUUGGAAUUUUGAUGGAUGACUAUGAGCAUGGAAGAAAUGUUACACCGCUUCCUCCCGCUCUGUCGGAAUUUAAUUGGCACACCUUAGUACAAGAUAUCCUUCCGGGAGAGUGGCAAUUGAUGGAUGACUGGGCGUCCAAGAAAGCAAAUAUGAAGGACAUCCUCUCUCACGUGUCUGGCCUUCCUCGCCAUGACUACUCGUAUGGACCAGGCGACAGCCCGAAAGGUGAUGUAUUGCGGAUGCGCUAUCUAAGGCCAGCUUUUGAACUUCGGGAACAGUGGUCGUACAACAACAAGAUGUUCACGGCAGCCGCACAUAUCAUUGAAACUUACUCCGCACAAACAUACACAUCUUUUGUGGAGGAUCGAAUCUUCACGCCACUAGGAAUGUCUUCUUCUACGUUCUCGCCCACAAAGGCUGGGAAGACUGGCAGAUUCACCCAAGGAUGGACCAGCAGUGGUAGACUCUUGCCUGAGUGUUUUACAGAAGAGAUGGCAACGCUGCUGGCUGGUGCAGGCGGUGUGAUUUCGAGUGCUGUAGACAUGGGCGUGCACAAUAACGUCACAGUUAUACCGCUUUCUGUACAUGGAAACGCAUCACAAUCAUACUCCGUAUCCAUCAGCGCCUCAGCUGAUCCUGAGCUCUCGAUUCAGGGGUAUGGGAUGGGAUGGUUCAGAAACUCGUACCUGGGCCAUGAUAUCGUAUAUCACACAGGGUCGGUUCCAGGAUUCUCUACGCUAGCCUCAUUCCUUCCAAAUGACGAUGUUGGAGUCGUCGUCUUUGCCAACGGCGGCGAUAAAGCAACACCUGUGAUGAAUAUCUUCAAGCGUAUAGUCGACGCAGCUCUGAACUUGCGGUCAAAACCCUUACCACCGAUUGAACCCGACACGUCUGAGAAGAAACCAGUCACACCUCCAAACGAAAACGUCGUUGGUUUGGAACUUACACUCGAAGAGUUCUCGGGCACAUACGCCAACGCUGGAUACGGCGCUAUCACCUUUUGCAGUCCUUCCGGCAGCACCUCGUAUUGUCAAGAUGUGAUCUCCGACUUCGCUGCGGUGGAUGGAGGAAAGUCAAGUGCUCCCCAGACCGUUCAGCUGUUCGCAGCAUGGCCUCGCAUAUGGUCAUCUCAUAUUCGAGUCGUGCAUCGGUCUGGAAGUACGUUUGUGGUUCAGUACACUUCGCUGUUCCCGGAAGGAUAUGGGCGUGACAGGACACCCUUUGAGACAGCGGAGAUAGGGACGUCCGAGGCUACGGCAGAUUUCGUUGUCGAAAAUGGCAAGGUUGUCGGGUUUGGGUUAGUCGGGCUGGUGGGUCAACUCAUGGAGAGGGAGCGAACGCAAGCGACUGUGAAAAACAGAGCUGAAGUUUGGUUCGAUAAAGUGCAGUGAUACAAAUGAUCAGAUCGAUCAAGUUGGAACAUGAGUAGCACCCUGGGGUUGUAUGAAACACUACUACAAAUCAUCUUCUGUGGAUCAUGGGUCUCUCCU
Suillus subaureus is the source of this 1998-nucleotide messenger RNA. RefSeq names its product beta-lactamase/transpeptidase-like protein. The coding region runs from base 193 to 1899 and encodes 568 amino acids. Lineage: Eukaryota; Fungi; Basidiomycota; Agaricomycetes; Boletales; Suillaceae. The record is from RefSeq and is a predicted model, not a curated record. The transcript is spliced from 7 exons.